Molecule: messenger RNA, 942 nt
Organism: Fusarium sp. VM40
Lineage: Eukaryota; Fungi; Ascomycota; Sordariomycetes; Hypocreales; Nectriaceae
Source: the annotation of a GenBank genome assembly
AUGUCCAAAAGAAACCUUUUGCUAUGUUUCGACGCUUUCGGAACACUAAUCAGGCCCAUUCGGCCCGUGGCACAGCAAUAUGCCCAAGUCGCUCGACAAUGUGGUCUUACCGACUUCGGCGAUGAUGAACUACAAACUACUCUGAUAUCGGCUAUCAAGCAGGAGUCUAAGAGAAAUCCCAAUUAUGGAAAGGAGACUGGUUUAGGAGCGACUAAGUGGUGGACAAACGUUAUCCACAAUACCUUCACUUCGGUUACAAAAGACGGGCAGCCCCUACCCCAAGACUUGGCUCCAAGGCUAUUGCAUCGCUUUGCGUCCAAGGAAGGCUAUGAGACUGAGUUAGGUCUUAUAGAAGCGUUCAAAGGCCUGAAGAGCAGCUCGUCCCGACACUUUGAUAAGCUUGUCGUUGGUGUCGUUACAAACUCAGAUGAUCGAAUACCCAGCAUUCUUUCCUCAUUGGGCCUAUCAGUUAGUCAAUUGAGAUGUGGCACCGAAUCAAAUCCCGGGCAAAUCAAGAGCCACACUUACGACAUCGACUUCCAUUGUAUGUCCUACGAUGUCGGCGUCGAGAAGCCAGACAAGCGCAUCUUCAACGCCGCCGAGCUCAUGCUCGCCCGAGUCAUCAGUGCUCGCAAUGGCAAGGGUCUUAGAGAGGUCGAAGCUGAGGCAGAAAGCUGGCAGAAGGUUUAUGUCGGCGAUGAUUACUCCAAGGAUGUUGUUGGAUCAGCCAAUGCGGGCUGGAACCCGGUGCUACUCGACCCUAAAGACGAAUGUGCCAGUAUCACUGACUUGAGGCUCUGGCGAUCAUCCCCUGGCGAGAAGUCCCAGGGAAGGACUUGCAAGAUAGAAGACCAUCCUGGCAAGACAGUGGGAGAUUUGUUUACAGACUACGACGUUGUGACUGUUCACUCGCUUCGCAAUCUUAUUUCGUGGCUUACUUAA